Gekko japonicus is the source of this 1025-nucleotide messenger RNA. RefSeq names its product v-maf avian musculoaponeurotic fibrosarcoma oncogene homolog A (gene MAFA). Lineage: Eukaryota; Metazoa; Chordata; Lepidosauria; Squamata; Gekkonidae. Bases 36 to 1016 code for a protein of 326 amino acids. The record is from RefSeq and is a predicted model, not a curated record. Gene Ontology annotation, cellular component: nucleus. The transcript has a single exon. Gene Ontology annotation, molecular function: RNA polymerase II cis-regulatory region sequence-specific DNA binding; DNA-binding transcription factor activity, RNA polymerase II-specific. Gene Ontology annotation, biological process: regulation of transcription by RNA polymerase II; retinal rod cell development.
AGCCGUCGAGGGCGGCCCGCGUCUGAUGCCCUGAGAUGGCCUCGGAGCUGGCCAUGAGCGCGGCCGACCUGCCCACCAGCCCGCUGGCCAUCGAGUACGUCAACGACUUCGACCUGAUGAAGUUCGAGGUGAAGAAGGAGCCGGCCGAGGCCGAGCGCUUCUGCCACCGCCUCCCGCCGCCGGGCUCGCUCUCCUCGACGCCCCUCAGCACGCCCUGCUCCUCCGUGCCUUCCUCGCCCAGCUUCUGCGCGCCCAGCCCCGGCGGACAGCCCGCCCCCGGCCUCGCCCACCCGGCCGCCGGCAACCCCGCGGGCGCGGCGGGCAAGGCGCAGCUGGAGGACCUCUACUGGAUGUCCAGCUACCCGCAGCACCUCAACCCGGAGGCCCUCAACCUCACCCCGGAGGACGCCGUCGAGGCGCUCAUCGGCAACCCCCACGGCCACCACCACCACCACCACGGCCACCACCACCACCACCACCAGGGCGCCUACGACGGCUUCCGCGGCGGCGGCCCCGGCGGGCAGCCCUUCCCGCCCGAGGAGCUGGCCCCGACGGCGGCGGCCGCCCACCACCCGCUCCACCACCACCACCACCACCACCUGGCGGGCGCCCACCACGCCCACCACCACCACCUGCGCCUGGAGGAGCGCUUCUCCGACGACCAGCUGGUCUCCAUGUCGGUGCGGGAGCUCAACCGGCAGCUGCGCGGCUUCAGCAAGGAGGAGGUCAUCCGCCUCAAGCAGAAGCGCCGCACCCUCAAGAACCGCGGCUACGCCCAGUCCUGCCGCUACAAGCGCGUCCAGCAGCGGCACAUCCUGGAGAACGAGAAGUGCCAGCUGCAGGGCCAGGUCGAGCAGCUCAAGCAGGAGGUCGCCCGCCUCGCCAAGGAGCGCGACCUCUACAAGGAGAAGUACGAGAAGCUGGCCGGGCGCUCCUUCGCCGCCGCCCCCCGCGACGCCGCCCCUGCCCCGCCGCCCGGGGCCCCGGCCAAGAGCGCCGCCGACUUCUUCCUGUGACCCGACGGG